This is a messenger RNA of Spinacia oleracea (spinach), 893 nucleotides long. Its product is annotated as brassinosteroid-responsive RING protein 1-like. The transcript has a single exon. Gene Ontology annotation, molecular function: ubiquitin protein ligase activity. Lineage: Eukaryota; Viridiplantae; Streptophyta; Magnoliopsida; Caryophyllales; Amaranthaceae. Gene Ontology annotation, biological process: protein ubiquitination. Bases 92 to 613 code for a protein of 173 amino acids. The record is from RefSeq and is a predicted model, not a curated record.
UUCACACCCAUGACCCUCCUUUCCUUAUAUAAUACGGAGUACUCAUAGCUUUCUAUUCUCCCCCCCAAACACAAACACAAAAACCACAAACAUGGGUUUCCCAGUUGGAUACACAGAAGUAUUCAUCCCAACCCUCUUCAUCCACACUCUCACCUUACUUACCGUCAUCCGUAAAAUCCUCUUUAACCUUUUCAAUUACAUGGGCAUGCCCGACUUCCUCGAACCGGGUCCUGCAACCAUCGAACCACCGCCUGCCGCCCCCCGAAUAACCACCACUCCGCCGUUAUCCGCCAUCCUAACCCGGGAACUCCUCCCACUGGUACACGUGUCAAAGGAGCAAGAAGAGAGCAGAGAAAGCUGUGCAGUUUGCUUGUAUGAAUUUAGCAAUGGAGAAGAGAUCAGAUGGUUAUCCAACUGUAACCACAUUUUUCACAAGGAUUGUGUUGACCGUUGGAUUGACCUUGAUCAUCGUACUUGCCCUCUUUGCCGUACGCCGUUCCUUCUUCAUGAUUUGCUUGAUCAGUUUAAUCAACGCCUCUUAUUAGCUGCUGAUUCUUCCGAUCUUCUUCAGUACGUUGAUCAUUAUAACUACACUGAAUUUGCUCCUCUUUAAUUUUUUUUUUUUUAAUCAAACUAGCUUAGGUAAUUGAGGGUAGUUUAAUUUUCUUUUAUUUUGUCACUUUUUUAAUUUUACCGACUGUACAUGAUUAUUAUGAUGAGGCUGUACAUCACUAAUGAUAUAAUUUAGGAGGUUUUUUUAUAAUUAAAAAAUAAUAAUUGAACAAAUAUUAAGUAUAUACUUUAAAAUGAUAUUAAUAUGCGGAGUUGUUUUCUUCUAAACAAUCAGUUUUAAUACGAUACACGGAUUAUAUUUUUGUGCGUCUUUUGUUCAA